GUUUCACUCCAAGUAAGCAAACAUUUAAGUUUAAUAUGCAGACGACAAUGUAAUAAAAUUCGCGCCAAAAUGUUUAGAGAUUUAAUAAAUUUGCUGAUACACAAUUUAAUUUCUUACGAGAUAAACCCUACUUUUACAGGUAGAUCAAUCGAUAAAGAAUUUCAACGGUCAGCGAUCGGGCCCAAAGUUUAUAUUAGAUUUAAAUAUGUAUUUAAUGCCAUUUUAUAAUUCAGUCGAAGCGUGAAUAAGGUGUGUGAUUUUAAACAAAGAAAAAUUGAAACUUUGUUACUCUUUAAUUGUACAGCUUUUAAGCGGUUAACUCUUUAAUACAUGUUGAAUUCUUCUAAUGCGAGCAAAAGGAGGAAACACCUGGUAAACAAAUGAUCAAAGGAUUUUCGGUUUAUCAGAGGUAUAAGGGAAACAUAUUGAUCCGGAGUAGAGUGAAAGACAGUUUGUCUUAACAUGGCCACCCCGGAUGUUUUACAAACAACUUCAAGCAUGACGGAGAACUUUACAAUUUGCGGUCUCUGUCAAGAGACGUUUAGAAGGCCAAAAGUGUUAACGUGUCUUCACACAUUCUGUUAUGAAUGUUUAAAUGAUCACAUUGAAAAAGUGUUAGGACCUUCAAAACAUCGCCAAUUUUCUUGCCCAUCUUGUGAUAUGGAUAUAGAACUACCAGCUCUUGCCGCAGAUGGACAUUAUGCAGAUAACCUAAAGGAUGACCAAUUUAUGACAACAUUGGUAGAGUUAAAGAAAGCUCUUCACGAGGAUAAAUCUUGUGACAUUUGCAUGAGAGGAGAGGAAAAGGUGACUGCAGUAAACUGGUGCUCAGAUUGCAAUGAUGCCUUAUGUGAAUCGUGUUCAAAAGUCCAUCUGCAUUCAAAAAUCACGUCCGCACAUGCAGUGUCAUCGUUGGAAGAAAUGAGAAAAAUGCCACUAGAAACAAUAAUGCGAAAGAAGAAUAAAGUGAAUUGUGACAGGCAUGGAGAAAAUAUUACGCUGUUUUGUGUUGAUUGUAAAGACCCUCUCUGUGUUCAAUGUUUGGCAGUUUCACAUAGACGAUGUGAGAACGUUAUUACGGUUACUGACGCUGCUACUACGCGAAAUGAUAUUGACAAUAUUAUGGAAACACUUCGUUCAUUACAGCUGUCGUUAGACAGUGUUGAUGGCGUUGGUCAUAUUGAAGCACAUUUAGAAGAGUCUAUUGAAAACUCCAAACAUGAAAUCAUGUACCUAAGUAACUCUCUAUGUGCUAGGAUAAGAGACCAGGAAAAGUUUCUACUGAAACAGCUUGACAGUAAAGCGAGUGACGCAAGAAAACUCCUUAAGGAUAGAACAGAACCGAGAAAGUUGCAAAUGAAAACUGCAAAGUCAGCAAGUCAGCGCAUGAAUAACUUAUUGAAAUAUGGAAGCGAUGUAGAAGUACUAAUGGCAUUUAACCAAAUUCGUAAGCAGAUUGACGACUACAAUGCUCAAGUUGGGGAUAUCAAUCCAGAAAGAUUAAAGGUGAAAUUGGAGUUCUUUCCAGAUGAAGGUUCCCUGACUUACCUGGAUGAAAUGAAAACGCUCGGAGAACUCCGUAUUGACACUGGUGCAGAUGAUGGAAUUUCAUGUUGGGGCGUGACAUGUACAGUUCAUGAUGAUAUCAUUGUCACCGAUUGCAAAAAUAAACGUAUACAAAAGUUCAGUAAAACAGGAGAACUUGUGGAUCAUAUCCAAUUAGAUGAUGAGCCACGUGACAUAACAACAUGCGGAAAUGGCAGUGACGUAGCUGUACCAUUAAUUGGUCGUCUUAUCAUAUUCAUCUCAACAAGAAAAUCAUUAACAUUGAUCAAGAAAACUAAGACUGAGAGACAAUACGAUGGGAUCUCGUACUCAGAAACCGAGAGCUAUCUUGUCACCAGUUGUAUGAGAGAGCGAUGUAUUGAUAUUAUUCAGUUAGACGGCGAGGUUCUGAAAUCGAUCGUACACGACAAUACAGGCGAACCUCUGUUUGAGGAACCCCGCUAUCUAUCAGCUUCUAUUGACGGGACAAUAAUUGUGUCUGAUAUAGGUCUAAAUGCGGUUAAGUGUAUAGACAGUCGUGGUCAUUGUAUUUACACGUACAAAGGACAUAACGAUCUUAAAAACCCACAAGGGGUCUGUGUAGAUAAAAUUGGAAAUAUAUUCAUAGCUGACAAUUCAAACGACCGUAUCCAGCUUCUAACUAGUAACGGUGUGUUUCAGAGAUACGUUCUUGUGAAAGAUUCUGGUUUAGAAAGACCUUGUGCCGUAAUGAUUAGCGGGUCCAGCCGGCUCAUCAUUGUGCAAAAUGAUGGCAUGGUAAAGGUUUAUACCUACUGCUGAAAGUUUUACUUUGGAUGACGUGUUUCAUAUUUGUCAUUAUUUGUGCAUGUUGGGGUACAGCAUACAUUUUAUUUGGUUUUAAAUACAAACGAUGUAAUAGAUAAGGAUUUUUUUUGGAUUGCGGUAUUUAAAAUUCAUGCAGUUUCAGCGAAUAUAUCAAAAUAUGCGCCUGGAUGUAUAACAACCAUGGGACAUGUCACAUUAUCAGUAUCGUGCAAAUUUGAAUUUAUGAUAUUGUAUAAAACCUACAGGGAAUAGUCAUAAAUCAUCUAAGUUACCACAGUGUGUCUAUGUGUUGACGUUGUCUUAAUACUUUAACUGCAGUAUUACAAUUUAAUAUACGAUUCGCUAGAUUCUACAUAUAGCACAAUUUAUCAAACGCAAAGGAUACGCCUAUUUUAAGAACACUUGAAAUAGUGUCUACAUAGGUUUUUAUCUAGAUGUAUUUAUUGUUACGUGCAGUAUCAUUAAUGCAAAUGAAUGAAUAAAGAUAAACAAGAUCUGCUAAAAUAUCUUCAGAGAAUAUUUCUAUGGUUUUUCUUCUAUAGCUUCUACACUUCUUAUAUCUUUUGUUUUGAAGGAUACAUGAAAAGAGAAAUAUCAUUUUUAUGUAUUGCUGCAGUCUCUUUGAAUUUAACAAAUAUCAUUCGAAAGCAAUCUAAUUAUCGACAGAAGCGAUUAUAAGUGCUUCAUGAUGUUAAAUGUUAAAAAUACUUAACACUUUAUAUUUGUUUAAGAACUUUUACUUGUAUGACUUAAUAUCGUUUUCUUACAAGUUUUAGGUAUUUGUAAGGCUAUAUGUUAUAUAAACUAUUUCAAGAAUGUAGAAUAAAUGUACUUACUUCAAAUUUUUGAUGUAUCAUACAGCUCAAUGCUAAAAGCCAUAUUAGUCAACAAUCCGUAAGCAGAUAAACAUAUUUUCUUUAAUGUUUGAAAGCAAUUUUGAAAGACCUUUUUGAGUUUAGAAAUCAAUUAUAACAUUUUCAAUUUUUUUAAGAACCUUUGUUUUGUCAGUGUAGAAUGUUCUUUGUUAUCGUAUUCUCCAAUAUUGCCAACAAACCUAAUAUUUCGUAUUGAGUUUCUUCUUCUUCGAGUGAUAUGACUGUCACCAGAAUGUGAAAGUUUCUAUUUUGUUUUGUUAUUCAUUUAACCAGUACCACUCUAUCACAAAGAGUUGAAAUGAGUGUUUGUAUGUAAUAUUGUAACACUUAACCUGCUGAAAGAACCUGGCAAUAGCCACUGCAGACACCUUAGUACCAGUUUAGACACCGAUUCCCUAGCGUCUUAUCAGGUACCUAUUUGUUUGAAAUGUCAUGUCAGUCACUAUUCAUGUUAUGAGUGUUGAAAUGUGUGUUUAAUAAGUGUUUUAAUUAAUUCUGUUUUAAUUAAUUCUGUUAUGGGUUUUAAAACAGUUUUAAUGAAUGGUAAAAUGUGUGCACAUGAUUUUUUAAUGAAUGAUUAUGUGAUGUAUUAUAAAUGAAUAUUUAAUAUAUUUUGCAUGUAUCGGUUGGAUAUUUUAAACUUUGAAUUUCAUGAUUAAACUUUAACAAAUCUCAGAAGAUAUAAUGGAGAUGUUAUUCAUAUAUGUAGAGAGUCUAGAAAACAAUUUAUGUUCGUCCAAAAUUUAUAUCUCAUAAAUAUAUAUAUCCAUGUUUUUGUGAUAUUUGUAUACCUCUAUUAAACAGGAAUUGCAAUAAAGUAUUCAUGUAUAAA
Messenger RNA from Ruditapes philippinarum (Manila clam), 4059 nucleotides. Its product is annotated as E3 ubiquitin-protein ligase TRIM45-like. Gene Ontology annotation, biological process: positive regulation of DNA-templated transcription. Bases 463 to 2346 code for a protein of 627 amino acids. Gene Ontology annotation, cellular component: nucleoplasm; chromatin. Lineage: Eukaryota; Metazoa; Mollusca; Bivalvia; Venerida; Veneridae. The transcript has 2 exons. Gene Ontology annotation, molecular function: zinc ion binding; protein binding; ubiquitin-protein transferase activity. The record is from RefSeq and is a predicted model, not a curated record.